This is a messenger RNA of Melanotaenia boesemani (Boeseman's rainbowfish), 4776 nucleotides long. RefSeq names its product EMSY transcriptional repressor, BRCA2 interacting (gene emsy). NCBI's taxonomy places the organism in Eukaryota, Metazoa, Chordata, Actinopteri, Atheriniformes, Melanotaeniidae. Gene Ontology annotation, cellular component: nucleoplasm. The coding region runs from base 219 to 3986 and encodes 1255 amino acids. The transcript has 20 exons. The record is from RefSeq and is a predicted model, not a curated record. Gene Ontology annotation, biological process: regulation of DNA-templated transcription.
AACGAAGAAGAAACCUAUCCAUCACAGGCUAACUGCUGCUACUUAGCAGUCAACAUAAACAGUGGUACAUCUCUGGUGAUACUGGAUUAUUUUAUUGUUUUAGUCUUAUUUUUCAUUCCAGUUUUACUGGAAAGUUGCUACCCAAUGCGGUGACGUAUAGUCAACAUGUUUGUUUGGACCGUGGUUUUACCGAGGCCUUGAUGUUGUCCUGCUAACAGAUGCCAAUGAUUCAGCUGGAGAAGCCGGUGCUGACAGGUACCAUGCCGGUGGUGUGGCCCACCAUCCUUGACCUGGGCAGAGAUGAGUGCAAAAGAGUCCUCCGUAAACUGGAGCUGGAGGCGUAUGCUGGGGUCAUCAGCGCUCUGCGUGCUCAAGGAGACCUGACAAAGGAUAAGAAGGAUCUGCUGGCAGAGCUCACUAAAAUCCUUGGCAUCUCAACGGAGCGCCAUCGUGCAGAAGUCCGCAGGGCUGUCAAUGAUGAACGCCUCACCACCAUCGCGUAUCACAUGUCUGGUCCCAACAGCUCGUCUGAAUGGUCCAUUGAAGGACGCCGGCUCGUUCCUUUGAUGCCGAGGCUGGUCCCUCAGACGGCUUUCACUGUCGCUGCUAACGCUGUGGCCAACGCCACAGCCAAUCAGAAUGCUUCCCUUCUUCUGCCAGCUGAAACGGGAAACAAAGAAGUUGUUGUAUGUUACUCCUACACAAGCACAACCUCCACUUCUACCAGUGCUACAGCAUCGAGCGGUCCCAUAGGAGCCACAGUGAAAUCUCCACGACCCGCCAGCCCUUCAUCCAACGUGGUGGUGCUGCCCAGUGGGAGCACCGUCUACGUGAAGAGUGUUAGUUGUUCUGAUGAAGACGAGAAGCCUCGCAAGCGAAGACGCACAAACUCGUCCAGCUCGUCUCCGGUGAUGCUGAAGGAGGUUUCCAAGGUGUCCCCGCCUGUAUCCAAGAACAUCACCCUUCCUAUGAGUGGCAGCCCCAAGAUGAGCAACAUCAUGCAGAGCAUCGCCAACUCUCUGCCGCCUCACCUGUCCCCCGUCAAGAUCACCUUCACCAAGCCCGCCAUCCAGACCACCAGCACCACCACUCAGAAGGUGAUCAUCGUAACGACAUCCCCCAGCUCCAACUUUGUGCCCAACAUCUUGUCCAAGUCUCACGCCCACAACAAUGCCACCAUGUCCAAGCUGGGCUCCACCUCCAUGCUGACCACGCCCACCCAGAAACAGACGGUGGUCUUCCCAGCCAGCCCCUCCCCCAACACCAUCGCUGUGACCACUGUGGUAUCGUCCACGCCGUCAGUGGUCAUGUCAACUGUGGCUUCAUGUGCAGCCUCAGCUGGAGUGAAGGUUGCAUCAGCCAGACUUCCUUCACCCAAGACCCUGGUUGGCUCCCCGACUCAGAUCCUGGCUCAGUUCCCCAAGCAGCAGUCCCCCAAACAGCUACAGCAGAGCUCACCUUUAGGAGCUUCCAGUUUGGGUCAGUCCCAGACCACCACGACCCCACCAGGAGCCAAACCCACCAUUCAGAUCAAACAGGAGUCUGGGGUGAAGAUUAUCACUCAGCAGGUACAGCCCAGUAAAAUCCUGCCUAAGCCUUCAUCAGUGGCUCUGUCCACCAGCAACUCUUCACCAAUCAUGGUCGUCAGUAGCAACGGCACCAUCAUGACCACCAAGCUGGUCACUCAGCCGACAGCUACUCAAGCCACGUACACAAGACCCACUGUGAGUCCCGGCAUCGGUGCUAGAAUAUCAGCCUCCAGCAGCGGCGCCACCUAUGUCAAGACCACCAGUGGCAGCAUCAUCACUGUGGUCCCCAAGUCUCUGGCCACUCUGGGAGGGAAGAUCAUCAGCAGCAACAUUGUGUCUGGCACAACAACGAAGAUCACCACGAUCCCCAUGACGUCUAAGCCCAAUGUCAUCGUAGUGCAAAAAACCACAGGCAAAGGAGCUACCAUCCAAGGCCUGCCGGGCAAGAAUGUGGUCACCACGCUUCUAAACGCUGGGGGUGAGAAGAGCCUGCAGGCUGUUCAGGGGACCAAACCAGCCAUCAUCACCGCCUCCAGGCCCAUAACCAAGAUGAUCGUCACCCAGCCUAAAGGCAUGAGCUGCGGAUCCCAGUCCACCGCCACCAAGAUCAUCCCAACCAAGAUCGUUUACGGCCAGCAGGGCAAGACACAGGUUCUCAUCAAGCCUAAGCCCGUCUUUCAAACGGCGGUUGUGAGCGAACAGACGAGGCAGCUGGUCACCGAGACGCUGCAGCAGGUGACCCGCUCUGCAGAGAUCAGUCUGGUUCAAACCUCGAGCCAGGAUGGGUCAACAAAGGACGAGACCAGCAGCGUCACUGAGGCAAGCAGCGUACCCAGCGAGGUCUCCCAAGGCAGCACCCAAGAGUUGCAGCCUGUAGUGCACAUGGUGUCCUCCAGAGAGCAGGAUUGGGCCGAACAGGAAGUAGCUGUGGAGUCCACCCCUACUAUCAUUUACCAGGAGGUGACUGGUGGGGAAUCCCAGUCUGCUACCUCCACCAUCAAAGCUUUUUUAGAGCUUCAGCAGACAGUGAAGGAAAAGACAGAGUCCAAACCCAGGCAGCAUACUAUCGACCUCAGCCAGAUGGUUGUGCCCAUCCAACUGACCCAAGAGAAGAAGCCCACCCCAGAGUCUCCCAGACCCUCCACCUCAGAGGCUGAGCCCAGCACUGAGCACAUCACAGCAGGUAAAGCCAGCAGAGUGGGAGAGUCCUCAGAGGAUGACGUGGUCAUGUCCUCCAGUCAGCCGCUGGGGAAGCCUUACAAAAGCAGCAGCCAGGUUACCGUGGUAACCAAACCAGUUGCUGUCUCCUCUGCGGCCGCAGCGUUGCACAUGCCCUCAGAGAGUCAGAGUAAAGCUGAGACAGUGUUGGAGGUGGGCGAGCUGGAAGGUGACACCUUGGACCCUCAGACCGGCUUGUUCUACCGAUCCAGCCAACCAGCUUCAGACCCCGUCAAGCAGACCGCAUCAGCUCAGCCGCCGCUCUCCAGCCAGGCGGAGGCUGGGCAGAGCCUGCAAAGCUCCACCCCCAUCCAGCCACCGCUGCCCCUGCCACAGCUGCAGAGCAAACCUCAGAUCAGCCAGCCUUCCUCUUCCACCUCCACUCCUCCUCUGGCGAAGAAAAUCCCUAAACUACGAGAGCCUACUCAGUCCAAACCCCAGGCCUUAACCCAGAGCCCCAAGGACAGACCCCCACCGGCCCCGGCCCCAGCAAAGAUUGCAUCGCCUACCACACCAACAAAGUCUCCGGUGACACCACAGCUUCCAAAGCUCCAGCAAGCCCCCACCUCCCAUCACAGACCCCUGCACACACCCAUGUCCCACCCUCCUCCGCUUCAGGCUCACCACCCCAUCAGCAGUGAGAAGACGUCCAGUCAGCAGCCAAUCAUCACGCAGAGUGCUACCGUCACCAAGAUUACCUUUGGCAGCCCCCACCACUCAUCACCGGUCUUCAGCAGUGGCGAGGCAGUUGCCAAGCUGAUUCCAGAGUCCAGCUCGUGGCCCUCAGGAGACAAGCCCUCUGUGUCGGACAUCCUGAAGAUUUCCAUGAUGGAGGCGGAGAUUGAUCCGAGCACGGAGCCUAUGGUGGUGGAUUCCUCCAGUGACUGCGGCCCACUGGGGAAAACGCUGGAGGUCCAGACAGUGUCGGGCACUCUGGACUCGGGCCAGUUCAUCAGCAGCUCGAGGGCUGGCAUGCACCAUACCAAGUCCCAGCCUUUCAGCUGCAUGCAGGGCCUCACAGCUCAGAGGAACAAAGACGACCUGGAAGUCAUUGAGGUGAUCCCUCAGUAUUCCAUCCUGCCGGACUCCAGCCAGUCCAACGUGGUGGUGGAGCCCAGCGGCUUCCUGGAGAUCACCAACUACACCAGCCAGCAGCUGGAGGAGGACAGCCCCAUGGAUCAGGAGGUGGACAGCAGCAAUGACGAGGCUGCAGCUGCCAGCCCCCUCGACCAGCCGUAGUCGCCCCACCCAGGGGGCGUGGCACUUUUUCACUUUGAACCAGCAGACGGAUGAUUUGUUUGGGGGCCUCAGACCCAGCAGACAAAGACUCGCUGGAUUUUUUUCUUCUGUGUGAAACAUUAGUUUCUUUUCCUUCCUACAACCAAUGGCGCAUGUGGUUUUUAUUGCCUAAUGUGGGAGCGAGGUGAAAGGAUUAGUUUGAGUCCAGACAGUUGGGCAGCAGCCUCUCCAAACAUCCAACGUUCCAGUGUUCAGCUCAGCUCCUCAAUGAACAACAUUUACACUCAUGUUGCUGAGUAUUUGGGAUUACUUGGGUCCACGUUACGUCAUUUUAUAAAAUGUACUCUACAUUUGUGUUGAUGGCUGUCCAGAGUGAUUCUCCUGUUAAUGGACAGCCUGUUUCAGCAGAUAAAGACUUAAUCUGUAACAGCAAACUCUCCAGCACUUCAGGGGGUUAAAGUUUUCAGAAGAUGGAGCAAAGCUGGGGCAGAUCUAAUUUUCUGUUAGGAACAUAAAAUAAAAAUGAGAAGAGAGUCCUGGAGUUUGGAUUCAGUCCAACACAAGUCACUGCCAAGUGUAAUGUUAAGAAAAAAGAAAACAAAUUACGAAAUCUACAUUUUUUUGUUGUUGUAAGAUAUAUUCUGGAGUUUAAAAAAAAACUGAGAAUUUCUAGAAAUAUGCAUUUGUUUUUGCAUAGUGUGUUUAAACUGCAGUUCUUUUCUACCUUUUCAAACUAGACAACUAGUUUAAAGACAUCAUUUAAUCUGCACAAUAAAUCAGCUCAGUAGGA